Molecule: messenger RNA, 2455 nt
Organism: Halichondria panicea
Lineage: Eukaryota; Metazoa; Porifera; Demospongiae; Suberitida; Halichondriidae
Product: adhesion G-protein coupled receptor G6-like
Exons: 1
Coding region: 926-2134 (402 amino acids)
Biological process (GO): adenylate cyclase-activating G protein-coupled receptor signaling pathway; cell surface receptor signaling pathway
Cellular component (GO): plasma membrane
Molecular function (GO): G protein-coupled receptor activity
Source: RefSeq, a predicted model, not a curated record
CUUAGUUCUAAAGCUAAAUUUUAAUUGCCAUGGACUCACAGAUACUAUAAUACCUUCAAAUUCUUUAGAUGCCGAGUGAAGUUAUUCCGGACAAGUUCUGUACAAGCAGGCACCAGUUUCAUCCGUUUGAUCAAUUCACACGGGGACCAAAUUAUCUGCUGUAGAUAGUCUGGGGGGACCAUUUACGGUGUUACAGAUCUACUUGCCAUGGCUUGUGUCAGCUGUGCACAAGUGUGUGAGUGGUGGAGGGGGGAAAACAGACAUAUAGUGAGACGUGGAUGGCUUUCUACUAAAAUAACGCGAUUAAUGCGCCGAUAGGAUAUACCACACCUAAAGAGGAUAUGCACCCAUAUAUAUAUCCUCCGCUACCGUGGUUACUCCGAGGGGUAUGUAACCACGGUAGCGGAGGAUAUAUGGAGUGCAUAUCCUCCAAGUAGGUGUGGCAUAUAUAUCUAACUUAUACCACGUGAUCGCAGCACUAUAAAAGGACCUCCCCUAGCAACAAUUCAAUCCACGAUACAGACUGUAAAAAAAUGACUAUGCCGGAUUUUGAAGCCGUCAAAAGAGCUAGUUGAGCAACGCGUCGACUCUUACAGAUGCUCAAGAGCUUCCUUGGUCCAAUCGUUGACCGUUCGACGUCCCUUACUGGAUGAUAUCAAGGAGCAGAUAAUACGUACAACACUUGUAACAAUGAAUAGUCAUCUGCAAUAAUUAUGCAUGUUACAUAUUAUCAUAAUGGACCUAAGAGAUUGACGUACGGGUCUCCUCCCUGCCAAUCCUAACCAAAUUGUCACAUUGCAAAAUUUGUUCAUGCAUUAAUUACAAUCCUGAGUAUAGAUAAUUCAAUUACUAUACUAAGUGUCAUAUCAAUUAAGUGACCACCUACACAAAGAAUAUGAACACACUCUAACGUAUUAAUAUUCAAAUGGCGAUGGGAAAUAGCAUUACCACGACUGACUGUGCAUAUAUUAUCUACCUGGAAUGCUGGAAUGCUGAAAUGAGUGGUACAGACAUCAGCAAGUUGGUAGCUUAUCAAAACAGUAAAGUUAACAUUGAAAUGCUCAUGGCUAGUAUUCUGCAGAUAGUUGUUCUACAAAUCAUCGUAAGAACGUCUUUAUGUAAUGAACAACCGUGCACUGGAAUGAGUUGUCCGGAUGGAUUGUCGCUAGUACCAAUAAAGAACUUGAAUGAUCCAGAAAGAUGGACCUCCGACAGUAAUGAGACGGUGCAAGUGGUGUGCUAUAAUGAGAUGGGGGAACCCCAAGGCUGUCUGCCUAACUAUGAUGAUACGAAGCUCUUUCAAAUUGUGCUAAAGGUGGCAUGCAGUCUGUCAAUUGUCGGUGAUGGUUUUGUAAUAAUAUCAUUAUGUCUGUUUCGAACCAUCCGCACUUCUUUUCACGUGCUAAUAAUUAACGUGUGCCUGGCCAAUUGUGGAUUCGAUCUAACAGUGGUAAUAUUGGGAUCUACAGAGUACACAAAAGAGCUGUGCUACAGUGUAGCAGUGUUGCUACACUUUUUCCUGUUGUCACAAUUCAUGCUCAUGUCAGCCACAAUGUUAGAUACCGUUUGUUCCUUCUAUAAUGCUAGUAAACUGAAAAAACAGUCCCUGAACUGUCGAUACAGAUGGAUUCCUAUACUACUAGAUCUAGUGUUUGGCUGGGGAGUGCCAUUAUCGAUUGUAACAACAGCUCUAAUUGUGGACAAUACAAGCGAUUGGGUUGGAUAUGGGCGUAAUCCUUACACGUGUUGGAUAGAUCAUCUUGUCUCAGAGGUUAUUUUUAUCGACAUACCAUUCUCGAUUUCCAUACUCUUCAAUGUCAUUAUGUUCACUAUUCUUAUUGCUCUAGUGAUAAAAUCACCUGGUUUUCAUUGCGGCAGAAAGCAUUCAAACAAGCAAACAAAUGUACAAUACACACGUUUUGUCAUUACUAUCUUCUGUGCCAGUGGAAUAACAUGGAUAUGUGCCAUUUUCAAAUACGUGUUCACAAACGUUUGGUUUGCAAGGACUGUUGUUUUGUUAAACAGCUUUCAAGGAUUAGCAAUUUGUCUUGCAUUCCUUUUUAGACAGGAAGUAUUUCAACGAUAUCGAAAUUUGAUCUCCCAUUGUCGAGCAUGCAGUAGAGCAGACUGUUAAUACCUUUGACAGACUUUAAAGCGAAUCUAAGCUCAUUUGUAUGAACACACAUGCAUAGUAUACUUUUGAGUUAAUUAAUCAGUUAGUCGUUUCCUGUAUUAUAGUAUAAUUAUAUUUAGUAUAAUUAUAGUGUAUACCAUACGUGCAUGCAUGCAUGCAUGGUUAUUAUAAUACUUUUGUAUUGGCUAAUUUUCGAUGUUCGAGGUCAAUCCGCGAAAAUGAUGCUCCUUGAAAUAAUCCUUGAAAUAAUCGGUAGACGUCUACGUACGUGCAUGUAUAAACUGUUUACACAAGGCAUAGUGUGCCAUACGUGCAUGUGUA